Messenger RNA from Yamadazyma jaroonii, 1971 nucleotides. The record is from the annotation of a GenBank genome assembly. NCBI's taxonomy places the organism in Eukaryota, Fungi, Ascomycota, Pichiomycetes, Serinales, Debaryomycetaceae.
AUGAUUCUACCUAAGUUUGGUAGGCAGAUAUCUGCAUUUAGGUUCUCCAGACCUCUCCACUUAUCUCCUAUACUAAGAAACAUAAAGACGGGCUCCAACCAAGAAAAAAUCAAUUCUUUAGACAAAGAAAACUUCAGCAAAAAAGUUCAAGAAAGAAUAUCUAAAAUACCCAUUGAAAAUUUCAGAAAUUUUAGUGUAGUAGCUCAUGUUGAUCAUGGAAAGUCCACAUUAAGUGAUAGAUUCUUAGAAAUCACGGGCGUUAUAGAGCCUGGUACAAACAAACAAGUUUUGGAUCGUUUAGAUGUUGAAAGAGAAAGAGGGAUCACAAUCAAAGCUCAAACAUGUUCAAUGUUUUACCAAGAUCCUGUUACAAAAGAAGAUUAUUUAUUACAUUUAGUCGACACUCCGGGUCACGUUGAUUUCCGUGCAGAAGUUUCUAGAUCGUAUGCUUCCUGUGGAGGUGCAUUACUAUUGGUAGAUGCAUCUCAAGGUGUUCAAGCUCAAACAGUUGCAAAUUUCUUCUUAGCUUAUAGUAUGGGAUUGAAAUUGAUCCCUAUCAUCAACAAAAUCGAUUUAGAUGCUGCUGAUAUCCCCAAAGCUAUUGAACAAGUUGAAACCACCUUCGAAUUACCCGGUGAAGAUUGUAUCCCAGUAAGUGCUAAAACUGGACUCAAUGUUGAAAAAAUCUUACCUCGUAUAAUCAGUGAUAUCCCUCCACCAACAGGAUCUUUGGAAAAGCCUUUAAGAGCUUUAUUGGUUGAUUCAUGGUACGAUCCUUAUGUGGGGGUUGUAAUGCUUAUCCAUAUCGUAGAUGGUGUGAUGAAUAAGAAUAUGAAACUUUUGUCAGCUCACACUGGUAAAAAGUAUGAUAUCAAGGAAGUGGGGAUCAUGUACCCUAACAAAUUGCCUAUGGAAGGAUUAAGAGCUGGACAAGUGGGUUACGUGGUUCCAGGAAUGAGAAAUUCAAGAGAUGCUAAAAUAGGUGAUACUUUCUUUCAAUUAGGCAAACAUGAAAAUUUAGAGCCCUUACCUGGGUUCGAAGAGUUGAAACCUAUGGUUUUCGUGGGAGCAUUCCCUGCUGAUGGUAGUGAAUUCAAAGCCAUGAAUGAUGAUAUCGAAAAUUUAGUCUUGAAUGAUAGAUCUGUUACUUUGGAGAAAGAAACGUCUGGAGCAUUAGGUUUGGGUUGGAGAUUGGGAUUUUUAGGUUCUUUGCAUGCAUCAGUUUUCCAAGAAAGAUUGGAGAAAGAGUAUGGAGCCAAAAUCAUCUUGACAUCACCAACAGUACCUUAUAAAGUUCUGUACAGGGAUGGUACUGAAAGAAUUAUUACCAACCCUGAUCAAUUCCCUGCACUCACCCAAAAUAUUGAACAAUUGAUGGAACCUUACGUUGAAGCCAUAAUGACCAUCCCGGAAGAAUACAUUGGAACAGUUAUGUCUAUUUGUGAAAAUAAUCGUGGAGAACAAAAAGAUUUGGAAUAUUUGACUACCGGACAAGUCUUAUUGAAAUAUGAAAUACCUUUGGCCCAAUUGGUCGAAGACUUCUUCGGUAAGCUCAAAGGUUGUACCAAGGGAUACGCCACUUUGGAUUACGAAGAUAUUGGCUACAGAAAAUCCGAUGUGGUGAAAAUGGAGUUAUGUGUCAAUGGUGAACCUCAAGAUGCUUUAACUCAAAUCAUGCAUCGUUCACAAGUCCAAACUAAGGGUAGAAGUAGUGUAGAUAAAUUCAAGAAAUUCCUCAGAUCACAAUUAUUCGAAGUUGCAAUCCAAGCUCGUGUGAAUAAUAAAGUUAUCGCUAGAGAAACUAUUAAAGCCAAAAGAAAGGACGUUACUCAAAGAUUACAUGCUGCAGAUAUUUCUAGAAGAAAGAAAUUAUUGGAAAGACAAAAGGAAGGUAAAAAACAAAUGAAAUCUACUGGUAGAGUACAUAUAGAUCAUAACACUUUCCAAGAGUUCUUAAGAAAAUCAGAUUAA